AUGCUAAGUGGAGAGCAGAUUGAAGAGAUGAAGAGAACAAGUGGAUCGUGGAAACUGCAGAGAAACAGAAACGUUGACGACGCCACCGAGACCGAAGCAGCCGUCGACAAACUUGUUCGAACACUCCACACCGCAGCCGCAUACAUACACACAUCACAUCAAAUUGCAAGAUUAACGUCGUCAAAAAUCUUCCCAGCAGGUUGUUGUGGAGCCGGUGACAGAGACGAUAUGGAAGCUCUGGAAGACGAGUCUCGUGCAGCGGACGAAAAAACUGGCGUACAACCUAUCAUCUCUCCACAAAAUCCCAUUCCCGAACCGGACAAAUCCUGUAGAAGAGGAAGUCGUAUUGACAUUAACAACCUAGCUUCAUAG
Necator americanus (New World hookworm) is the source of this 372-nucleotide messenger RNA. RefSeq lists its product as uncharacterized. The transcript is spliced from 3 exons. Lineage: Eukaryota; Metazoa; Nematoda; Chromadorea; Rhabditida; Ancylostomatidae. The coding region runs from base 1 to 372 and encodes 123 amino acids. The record is from RefSeq and is a predicted model, not a curated record.